GUUUCCUUUGUUCUCCCUUGGUCGUGAUGCGUUUCGAGCGCGACAGCACGCAGAUGAAGGUGUCAGUAAUCGGCCAGACAAAGGUUGGCUGAGAUUGCCACUGCCAUCAUUGCCGCCGGUCCUCCACCUGUCACCGGUAUUUUCUUCAUCAAAUAUAGCAGUGGCAGUGGCAGUGGCAGUAGCCGAUGACAACAUGAUGCCAUGUGUUCGACUGUUGUGCAACAUACGAUAGCACGUAGAGAACGAUGAGCGCAGCGCGUGCAGUGGUUCCCAUAGUUCAACAUCCACGAGCAUUAUUGUUGUGUAGAGAGGGGACGUUCAAGACCCCCGCUUGCACUGCCCUCAUAUGUGUGGGCACAUUACGGAGAUGGACGUAAGAGACAUCCUAUCAUUGCGUGACCAAGCCGUUGUGCGUCCUCCUUUCCUGGUCUCUUCGUCCUCCAACAACUACUAUGUACGAAGUAUGUAUACUCAUGAUUGUUAUGGUACACGCUCCUGGAGAAGUCGUACUGCAGAGUACAGCUUGUGUUCCCCCUCAUUAGUCUUUUGCACUGCCCUCAGCCUCUUGAUCUCUCUCUGCGUCCUCUCCAACCACGCUCACACGCGCUACCUUGGCAUCUCCUUUCUCGUGACCAAUCAGAACGAUCCCUCCGUCCUCCAACUGCAUCGAUCACGCGAAUCGUCAUCUCCCCACAGCGAGCGCUUCCAUCUUCCUUCGCUGCAGGCCGUCUCUCCGGCCCUAAAACUGGGUUUGGGCGAUUCACGUGAGUCCAUCAAUUUCAUCACUAAGGCUAAAUGGGUCUACGCUGGUCUUCCCAUUGCUUCUUCCUUUGCACUACUGCCGGAGCCGCAUGGUGAUCGCUCGGUGUCUCAAACACUACCGGUACUGCCUACAAUACACUACGACUCCUCGUUGCACCGUGUACUGUACUGCAUCAUUGCACCCGGCAGGCUGAAGAACUCCGUUGAGGCCGUGUACUAUGAAGGCGUCCCCCCAACACAAUAAGAUAAACGCUACAAAGUCCAUCAAAACUUAGCACAGAAAACAAUCUGCCGGAAUUCAGCCUUUACGGGUCUUCGGCCGAUUCAUGUCUCUACGAUCAAGUCAAUUUACGGCGUCUCUCAAUGAUAAGGCCAUAUUUGCAGCCUCACCAUGCGCCAUCACCACAAGUUUUUCUGGCGGCGAGCCAUUCAAGGGCAGC
Aaosphaeria arxii CBS 175.79 is the source of this 1202-nucleotide messenger RNA. RefSeq lists its product as uncharacterized. The record is from RefSeq and is a predicted model, not a curated record. Bases 347 to 1006 code for a protein of 219 amino acids. The transcript has a single exon. NCBI's taxonomy places the organism in Eukaryota, Fungi, Ascomycota, Dothideomycetes, Pleosporales.